AUGCUGAAGUCAGUGUCAGUGCUUCUGCUGGCAUGGCAUUUGGUUGGUGCCAACCUCGUACCCGAGAGUACCGUUACAUCGGAAAAGCUUGUAAAUGCGCCUCCGAUGCAUCCCUCGACCACAUCCUUAGGCAGUCUUUACCGUAGCGCGAGAGAUGAUUACAACUCGAGAAGGCAUUGUUCAAACUGCGGACCAGGCUACGAGCGGGAUAUGCGUAGCUAUGGUCGGCAAACUGGCAUAACAGGGUAUUACAGCGGAAUGGGCUCCAUCGAUGACGAUCGCAAUUGGUAUUAUCGUCCAGAGGGUUACGAUGACCGGUACAGAGGAGGAGUUUCCCAAAUGGGAAAUUUUCGGCAACCCUCUUACGCAGGAUAUGAGUAUGAUCGUUACAUGCAUCGACCUGAUGAUCGUGGUGGAUAUGGCUAUCCAGCGGUUAUGUCGAUGAGAGCAGGUUACUAUGAUGGACCAGGCAACAGCAGGAUGCCAUCGUACUAUCCAGAAAUGAUGCGUGGUUUUGGUUAUCGGGGUAACGGCUACGAUAAUCUGGAUCCACGUUAUGAUUAUUAUAUGACACAACGGGGCAACCCUGCUGCGAUGAGCAAUAGAGACCGUUACUAUGGAUCCUCGGGAUACUACGAUGAUCGAAUGAGCUAUGGUGGUCAAUACGAUAAUAAGAAUUUCCGACCGUGGGAUCAAACAUACAGAGGAAUAUCUGGUUUUGAUAAUUCUGGACGUGGUUAUUAUUUUGCAAGUCGCCCCUCAACAUCUUCCUCCCAAACACUACCACCAUCAUCAUCAUCAUCAUCAUCAUCACCUUCAAGUUCCUUGUCCGCACACGCAUCAUAUCAUGUACAAGCACAUCCCGUCCUAACAUCGGGCUACAAUGGGCAAGGAAGCGGGCAUGAGCACCACCAGACGGGUGGCUCAAAUGCAGGAGGCUACCGGCCGGAAGCGAAUCACCAGCAUCACUAUAACGGACAAGAUCGGCCCGAUUAUGAGCCCUCAGAUUCGACGCAAAAUUGCUGCCGUAAUCGAUAUCCAGAGUAUGCAUCUCAUGGCCACGGCAGCUCCAACUCUGUUCAUAGCUACGGUGGCAGUAGUGGUGGUGGGGGUGGUGCAGAGAAUGCUCCAAGACCUUCUGCAGCUCCAGGGAGUUGGAAUUACAUAUCGGGUGGUACACAAACCGGCACUGGAGGUAGUGGCCAUGCCGGAGUAGCGAGUAGCUCGUAUGGAUCUUAUGGGGAACCACACAGUGGUCCAGGACACUAUCCAGGACAUAAGAACAAUGGUGUGACUGGAUACAAACACGAAGACAAUAAAAAUCGAGACGAUCAUUAUAGAGAUUCAGAUCAUCGGCAGCAGAGCGCUGCCUUCGGCGGGCGUCCGCGGCCAUCAUCCUUAGGGGAUACGAGCUAUCUGAUGGAUCGUGUCAACAGUGUUAACAACCGCGAUCUCUCGGAUCAACCAACGGCAGCUGAAGUUGGUGCUACGAGUGUGAAACCCCACGAAACUUUUACUGUUGCAAGUGAGUCGAACAAUAUCGAACAAGUCGAGCAGCACGUAGAAUCAGACAAGCGAACCAACCAAGAUCAAGCUGCAUAG
Messenger RNA from Anopheles nili, 1602 nucleotides. RefSeq names its product DEAD-box ATP-dependent RNA helicase rde-12. Bases 1 to 1602 code for a protein of 533 amino acids. Lineage: Eukaryota; Metazoa; Arthropoda; Insecta; Diptera; Culicidae. The transcript is spliced from 6 exons. The record is from RefSeq and is a predicted model, not a curated record.